GAUUCUCGCGUGCGUCACGUGCCUGUGUUUUGUAUCUGCGCGUGUUUGGGGGCGCGGGGAAGGAAAGGCUCGCUCUCCUCACGCGGAGGGCGCUUCAGGCUGGAAGGGAGGAGAAGCAACGGCGAACCACCAACAUGCCCCUGACCAGAGACUUAAUUCACCCAUCCCUAGAGGAGGAAAAGAGAAAACACAAAAAGAAACGUCUGGUCCAGAGUCCAAAUUCCUACUUCAUGGAUGUCAAGUGUCCAGGAUGCUACAAGAUCACCACGGUGUUCAGCCAUGCUCAGAUAGUGGUGCCCUGUGUAGGAUGCUCGACUGUCUUGUGUCAACCAACAGGAGGCAAAGCCAGACUCACAGAAGGUUGCUCAUUUAGAAGAAAGCAACACUGAAGAAUUCCUGUGCUGCUGUAAAUGAUACCACUGGAAGCCUUAUGUUUGACAGUGCUGGUUAAUCUAGCAAGUUAAUUAUGUCUAGCUGUGGGGUGGGGUUUUGUGCAGAUUUUGUGUAUAUGUUUAGAGGUAACCAAACUCUUAUUUUUAUAGCUUUUAUUAUACAAUGAACUUUGAAUGAAUAAGGCUGUUAAUUUGAAUGCAUUUAGCACAUUCUUCUUUGCAGUAACAACCGGCUGAUCACUAUGGUGAAGAAAUUCAAAUGCCAGUCUUAAAAAAACUUCAUAAGAAGGGAACUGUUUUUAUAUUUUAACCCUGCUGGUUUUGCAGCUAUAGGGCCUAGUCUUCUUGGAACUUCUGAUUUGCAAAUCUCCACUGAAAUGAAUAAAAGCUAUGCAAGAAGAAACAUAGCUUACUUGGGAAGGACUGUAGCUCCAUGGCUGAACAUCUGCUUUGCAUGCAGAAAUGCCCAGGUUCAAUACCCAGCACCCAUAGGUAGGGCCAGGAGAGACUCCUGCUUGAAACCCUGGAGAGCUGUUGUCAGUAAGUAUGGACAAUUUAUGUUAAUAUAAGAAAUUCUACUUACUUCCAGUUGCGGGUCCUCCGCCUCAAUCCCAAUUCUCAAACGAUUUGGGAUGUCCCUCCCCAUUUCAUGGCUGCAAAAGAUCAAGAUUAUAUAUUAAACUCCAUUGCUGUGCUCUGGUCUCUCCUUUCUUAUUUCCUAUAGAAAGAGAGCAUCAGUUCAGAAUCAGACCAAUACAGGGAAGAUAGGCCUAUGAAUGCUUCCACUCUUGCUGUGAAGCCAGCAGAGAGAGGUGUCACAAUGUGGCAUGGAGAUUAGGCCAAAGAAGCCACAGCAGAAGGAUUAUUACUGAGCCAAGUGGAACAAUGGUCUGACUCAAUAUAAGGCAGCUUCCUAGGUUCCUAUUGGUUUAUUGUUUUGGUAGUCUUGCCCAGGAAAAGUUCACAAAAGAUGCUGAUCCUAUUUCCUGGCUUGUCAACUAACCGCACAGCACUUGACAAAUGUUUUCAGAACCAGCUUGCGUCGUCGUAUGUCUCCCUGAUGAUACGAUGCAGUGCCCUUUUUAACUUUUCUGAUUUUUUUAAAUGGGGAGGCACUGUAGUUCAGUGUUAGAUCACAUACUUUGCAUGCGGACCGCAGGUGAAGGAAAAGAUUAUGGAGAGCUUCUCUGCCUGUCAGGGGAAGCAGCAGCGAGCUAGUUGGGUAAAUGGACUGACCUAGCAGACAGCAACUUCAAUUGUUCUUGUACUCAAAUUGAUUGUUCAGUUGGGAGAGCAUGGGACUCUUAAUCUCAGUUGUGGGUUUGAGCCCCAAGUUGGGCAAAAGAUUCCUGCAUUGGGGUCCCUUCCAACACUAUGAUUCUAUAAACUGUUUUCUGCCAUCUUGAUCUGCUGUUUAUAGCCUGUACUGGGUAGUCAGCAGAAUGACAUGCACUUCACUGGUUCUGGUCAGUAAAUAAUGACCCACAAUACUAAAAUCAGAAAUGCAAGUUGCUGCAAAGAGUAUUAAAUUGUGGAUUGGUGUUACGCCGGUUGCAUUUCUGACUGGGUUGAGUAUUUUAUCAGACAUUAAGAGAAUUCACUGCAGAUCACAUUUAAUCAUAAUUACUACUGCCUGUGUCUUAUUCCUUUCUUGGUAAUAUUCAAAACAUAAGUCUCAAAACCAUCAUUAGAGGUACACAGGCCUCCUUCCAAGUUGGAAGAGUCUCAGUUGAUCAGUUGUUGUCUCUUUCCUCAACUAAAGCUGUGUUUUGUGCUUUUUAUGAAUUUGUCUGCAUUAGAAUCAAUAAACUGCUUGAUAUGAGA
Molecule: messenger RNA, 2216 nt
Organism: Zootoca vivipara (common lizard)
Lineage: Eukaryota; Metazoa; Chordata; Lepidosauria; Squamata; Lacertidae
Gene: RPS27L
Product: ribosomal protein S27 like
Biological process (GO): translation
Cellular component (GO): ribosome
Molecular function (GO): structural constituent of ribosome
Source: RefSeq, a predicted model, not a curated record